CAACUCGCGAGACCACCUUAUCAACACAUUCGACUUCUGAUUACCUAUCACUCAUCUCCCCUAUAUUCGUGCAGCGAGUGACUUCUAUACCCAGCCAUUUUGCUGGCUCACAACCAUGGCAACACCCAAGACUACAACACUCCCGAUAAUUCCCCUGGCAGAGGGUUCCGUCCUCUUGCCAGGCUUGACUCUCCGCAUUCCACUCCAAGGUCGUGGCGAUAUCGCCGCCAUUCUUGCAAACAUCUACAGCAAAGCUGCCACUCCCAAUCCUGAUCCUACCUCGAUCAGCGUCGGCUGUCUGCCUGUAAAGUCUCCCUAUCUUAGCUCUGACGGUCAAAAGCUGCUCGACGAUGGCAAAGACAACAAUAGACGCCCCAUUGCCGGCAUCAACCCCGCUCAGGCUACCCAGGACCAGCUAUUCUCCGUCGGUACUCUCGCAAAGGUUUCUGGUGUCCAGGGAAAGAGACGUGGCGAACUGUCCUUGGUCGUAGAGGGCGUGAGCCGCUUCCAGAUCAACAGCUUCGUCCGAGACACCCCCUACUUUGAAGCAGACGUCUCGGUCCAUACAGAUGAACGUGUCGACGAAUCAGAUAAGGAGGUCAGAGCACUCUUUGCUGAGCUCAAGCAGCUUUCGAGAGAACUGCUCGCCCUCAUCAGGCUCUCCUCCCUAUUACCACGUGCCCCACCCACCUCAUUGUCGCCACUCCUCGCUCGCCGUCUUGAACUAUUCAUCGUCAGGAAAGAUUUGCAAGAGGCUGGCGUCCUUGCUGAUUUCAUGACAAACAUCAUCGAGUGCUCUCAGGAGGACAAGCUACGCAUCAUCUCCGCCCUCCCGCUCAAGCUUCGUCUCGAGCGUGCUGUUGACUUGCUGCAGAGAAAUGUCUCGACUAUACAAGGCAACAACCGCAUCAUGUCAAUCAAGUCAUCUGUUCCCGAUAGUGACGUGGAUUCGGAACAAGCUGCGCGUAUACGCCGACAGCAGCUACUCAAGCGAUUUGGUGGCGGUCUGGCUGGCAGUGCAUCUAAUUCACCCCUUGGUCUCGGCAAACCCGACGAAGAAGAAGAGCCCAAUGAGAUUGACGAGUUGAAGAAACGUCUCGAUGAGGCCAAGCUGUCUCCUGAGGCCUCCAAGGUUGCUGACCGCGAACUCAAGAGACUUUCCAAGAUUAACCCUGCACAAGCCGACUACCAGGUCUGCAGGACCUAUCUCGAGAAUCUCUCUGAAAUCCCCUGGACCAAGUUCACCGAAGACAAGCUCGAUCCCGCAACUUUAUCACGAGCUCGCAAACAACUAGACGAUGAUCAUUACGGUCUUGACAAGAUUAAGAAGCGACUACUCGAAUAUCUGGCUGUACUGAAGUUGAAGCAGCAGGUCAAUGCCAACCUCCAGUCUCAGAUCGACAAGAUCACCGAGGAAGCGAAUGCCUCCAGCAAAGUCGAGAAUGCUGAGAACCCCGAGACGAAGCCCGAACAGACGCCUGAGGAGGCCAAAAUUCUAGACAAGAAGCGCAUGGUUGACAAAUCACCCAUUUUGCUUCUGGUGGGACCACCAGGUGUGGGCAAGACCAGUUUAGCCAAAUCAGUUGCUACUGCGCUAGGUCGGAAGUUCCACAGGAUCAGCUUGGGAGGCGUCCGUGACGAAGCCGAGAUUCGCGGGCACCGUCGUACGUACGUUGCGGCAAUGCCUGGUCUGAUUGUUAGUGGUCUCAAGAAGGUAGGCGUCUCGAAUCCUGUCUUCUUGCUGGAUGAAAUCGACAAGAUUGGUACAUCGAGUCACCACGGCGAUCCUUCUGCUGCCAUGUUGGAAGUCUUGGAUCCUGAGCAGAACAACACUUUCACCGAUCACUAUGUCAAUAUCCCCAUCGAUCUGAGCAAGGUCCUGUUCAUUGCCACAGCCAAUUCUCUGGACACGAUUCCUGCGCCAUUGCUUGACAGAAUGGAGACCAUUCAGCUGGCUGGCUAUACGAGUGUUGAGAAGCGUCACAUCGCCAAUCGCCAUCUAAUCCCGAAGCAGAUUACCACCAACGGUCUUAACCAUGAUCAGGUUGCCAUUGCUGAGGAUGUGCUUGACAAGAUCAUUACCUCCUACACACGCGAAGCAGGUGUCCGUAAUCUAGAGCGUGAGAUCGGCUCAGUCUGUCGUAGCAAAGCGGUAGCGUACGCCGAAGCAUCCGAUGCUAGCUCUACGUCUUACUCCCCAACUGUGCGAAUGGAAGAUCUCGAAGAGAUACUGGGCAUAGAACGCUUCGAAGAGGAAAUUGCGGCUACCACGUCACGGCCGGGUAUAGUCACUGGUCUCGUGGCCUAUAGCUCUGGUAACCAAGGCAGUAUACUCUUUAUCGAAGUGGCUGACAUGCCUGGCUCUGGCCGCGUACAACUCACUGGAAAGCUUGGAGAUGUCCUGAAAGAGAGUGUCGAGGUUGCCUUGACAUGGGUCAAAGCCCAUGCUUUCGAGUUGGCACUGACACAUGAUCCCACCGAGGAUAUCAUGAAGAGUCGCAGUAUUCACGUACACUGCCCAAGCGGUGCUAUCCCCAAGGACGGACCCAGUGCAGGUCUAGCACACACAAUUGCCCUUGUCAGUCUAUUUAGUGGCAAGUCUGUACCGCCUACUCUUGCAAUGACCGGCGAGUUCAGUCUACGCGGAAAAGUCCUUCCGGUCGGCGGCAUCAAGGAGAAGCUGAUCGGCGCACAUCGCGCCGGUGUCAAGAAGGUCUUGUUGCCAAAUGCCAACAGGAAAGACACUAGGGACUUGCCUGAAGAAGUGCUAUCAGGCCUCGAGAUCGUAUACGUUGGUCACAUAUGGGAAGCCAUGCGUCAGGUCUGGCCUGAUGACCACUGGCCUGGUGAGAGACAGUGGGAUGGCCUCGAGAGCCGCUUGUGAUCUCAUUGCAUAUCUUCUCACUUUGCAUGCUUUACGAAGGGCGUUAGACUGGACAUAUGGGACUGCAAUUUGACCUUCUUCCUGCAUAUACGCGCUGUUUAUCUUGCCUAUUUGUCUCCUGUCACAUGGCAGCUAUCGUUCCAACUACUUUCUAAGUCAAAUACGUUAUUCCCGUGUUUUUCCUUCUGCACGAUUUGCCGCUUAACACGCGAUUGCCGGAGUGAAUUCCUCCGCCGAUCGUCAUUUACUAUUUCCCUUCAAGGCCUUCACCAACACCCGACCAAGACCAACUUGUGAGUGUCGCAUUCUAGUCGCAGCAAACUGCAGCCGC
This is a messenger RNA of Aureobasidium subglaciale EXF-2481, 3215 nucleotides long. RefSeq lists its product as uncharacterized. Bases 116 to 2884 code for a protein of 922 amino acids. The record is from RefSeq and is a predicted model, not a curated record. Lineage: Eukaryota; Fungi; Ascomycota; Dothideomycetes; Dothideales; Saccotheciaceae. The transcript has a single exon. Gene Ontology annotation, biological process: protein quality control for misfolded or incompletely synthesized proteins; protein catabolic process; protein targeting to peroxisome. Gene Ontology annotation, molecular function: serine-type endopeptidase activity; ATP binding; ATP-dependent peptidase activity. Gene Ontology annotation, cellular component: peroxisomal matrix.